Messenger RNA from Drosophila busckii, 4442 nucleotides. It is a transcript of the gene ATPCL, whose product is annotated as ATP-citrate synthase. The record is from RefSeq and is a predicted model, not a curated record. Lineage: Eukaryota; Metazoa; Arthropoda; Insecta; Diptera; Drosophilidae. Bases 192 to 3527 code for a protein of 1111 amino acids. The transcript is spliced from 9 exons. Gene Ontology annotation, biological process: citrate metabolic process; fatty acid biosynthetic process; tricarboxylic acid cycle. Gene Ontology annotation, molecular function: ATP citrate synthase activity. Gene Ontology annotation, cellular component: cytosol.
AGUUUACUUCGAGACUAGAAAGCGCGCACACACAGGUGACGGCGACGAUCGCUAAACAAACUAAUAAAUAUAUAAAGCGCUCAGCCCAGCAAACACAUAUACAUAUAUACUAUAUUUAACACACACGCAUUGAUUUAAACAGACAACAGUCGUACACACUUCAGAGCCUCAGCCAGCAGCAAUUGUAAAAAAUGUCUGCGAAAGCGAUAACGGAAGCCACUGGCAAGGAUAUUCUCAAUCGUCAUCUCAAUCAACACGGCGCAGGCGCUGCCACCUGCCGCUUUGCCACAGUCAAUGCCGACACGGAUUGGUCCAAGCUAAGCGUCGAUCAUCCCUGGCUGCUCAAUACGCCACUUGUAGUCAAGCCUGACCAGCUGAUUAAGCGACGUGGCAAGCUCGGACUUAUUGGAGUUAAAAAGAACUUUGAGCAAGUGAAGCAAUGGAUUGGCGAGCGUAUCAACAAGGAUCAGAAAAUUGGCAAUGCUGUAGGCAAGCUGCGCAAUUUCAUUAUCGAGCCAUUUGUGCCCCAUACGGAGGCCGAGGAGAUGUAUGUGUGCAUCUAUUCGCAUCGCACGGCAGACACCAUACUGUUCCAUCAUCAGGGCGGCGUGGAUAUUGGCGAUGUGGAUGCCAAGGCUGUUAAGCUGGAGGUGCCAGUGGACAGCACAUUGACCCUGGCUGAUGUGCAGAGCAAGCUGCUCAAGGCCAUUACAGAUACAGCCAAUAAGGAGCGCAUUGCCAAGUUUAUCUAUGCGCUAUAUAACACCUUUGCCGAUUUGUACUUCACAUAUUUGGAGAUAAAUCCGCUUGUGGUUACCGCCGACAGUUUGUAUAUAUUGGACUUGGCAGCCAAGCUGGACUCGACUGCUGACUUCAUCUGUCGUCCCAAGUGGGGAGAUAUUGAGUAUCCGCCACCAUUCGGUCGUGAUGCCUAUCCCGAAGAAGCGUACAUAGCUGAUUUGGAUGCCAAGAGCGGCGCUUCGCUUAAGCUGACCAUAUUGAAUAGAAAUGGUCGCAUCUGGACUAUGGUGGCUGGCGGUGGUGCCAGCGUCAUCUACUCGGACACAAUUUGCGAUUUGGGUGGCGCUGCUGAGUUGGCCAACUAUGGUGAAUACAGUGGUGCACCAUCGGAGCAGCAGACGUAUGAGUACGCCAAGACAAUUCUUAAUCUGAUGACCUCCUCACCCAAGCACCCCGAAGGCAAGGUGUUAAUCACAGGCGGCGGCAUUGCCAAUUUCACGAAUGUUGCGGCGACCUUCCAAGGCAUCAUAACGGCGCUACGUGAAUUCCAGCCCAAGCUGGUCGAGCACAAUGUCUCGAUCUUUGUGCGACGCGCUGGACCUAAUUACCAGGAGGGCUUGCGUCGCAUGCGUGACUUUGGCAGCACCUUGGGCAUACCGUUGCAUGUGUUCGGACCCGAAACACAUAUGACCGCCAUUUGUGGCAUGGCGCUGGGCAAGCGUCCCAUACCGCAGGUGGCCAGCGUGGAGUUCUCAACGGCAAACUUCUUGCUGCCCGGUGGACAGCAGGCACAGGCGGAUCUUAAAUCGGACGCAGAAGUGUCAUCCAACGCCUUGCGCUCGAGCACAGCUAAAACGAUUAAACUACCACCUAUCUCGGCAGAUGAGAGCGAUGGUCUUGCUGCCAACAAUCAUCAGCAUCAGAGCAAUGGCGCUAAAUUGAAUUUCAAUAGAAAGUUCUUCUCCAACACCACCAAAGCAAUUGUUUGGGGCAUGCAACAGCGUGCGGUGCAGUCAAUGCUUGACUUUGAUUUCAUAUGCAGACGCGAUGAGCCCUCAGUGGUCGCUAUGGUUUAUCCCUUUACGGGUGAUCACAAGCAAAAGUACUACUGGGGCCACAAGGAAAUAUUGAUACCAGUCUACAAGAAGAUGUCCGAUGCCAUACACAAACACAAGGAAGUUGAUGUCAUGGUCAAUUUUGCUUCGCUGCGUUCCGCAUAUGAUUCUACAUUGGAGGUGCUCGAGUUUCCACAAAUACGCACGGUGGCCAUCAUAGCCGAGGGCAUACCAGAGAAUAUGACACGCAAGCUCAUCAUUGAGGCCAACAAAAAGGGUGUCGCUAUUAUUGGACCUGCCACAGUGGGUGGCGUUAAGCCGGGUUGCUUCAAGAUUGGCAACACUGGAGGAAUGUUGGAUAAUAUUUUACACUCGAAAUUAUACCGUCCAGGCAGCGUGGCAUAUGUCUCGCGUUCUGGCGGCAUGUCCAAUGAGCUGAACAAUAUCAUCAGCAAAGCCACAGAUGGCGUGUUGGAGGGCAUUGCCAUUGGCGGUGAUAGAUAUCCCGGCACCACAUUUAUGGAUCACAUUUUGCGCUACCAGUCUGAUCCCGAGACAAAGCUGAUUGUGCUGCUGGGCGAGGUGGGCGGCACUGAGGAGUAUGAUGUCUGCGCUGCGCUUAAGGAUGGACGCAUUACAAAACCUCUGGUGGCCUGGUGCAUUGGCACCUGUGCUAGCAUGUUUACCUCCGAGGUGCAAUUCGGUCAUGCCGGCUCGUGUGCCAAUUCCGAUCGUGAAACAGCAACGGCUAAGAAUAAGGCGCUGCGCGAUGCUGGUGCUUAUGUACCCGAUAGCUUUGAUACGCUUGGCGAACUCAUAAAUCAUGUAUACAGCGAGCUGGUCAAGACGGGACGCAUUGUGCCGCGCGAGGAGGUGCCGCCACCAACUGUGCCCAUGGAUUAUUCCUGGGCACGCGAGCUGGGACUCAUACGCAAGCCAGCAUCGUUUAUGACAUCGAUUUGUGAUGAGCGCGGUCAGGAGCUGAUUUAUGCAGGCAUGCCCAUUAGUGAGGUGCUCAACAAGGAUGUGGGCAUUGGCGGUGUUAUAUCGCUGCUCUGGUUCCAGCGCUGUCUGCCCAGCUAUUGUUGUAAAUUCUUUGAGAUGUGCCUCAUGGUGACCGCUGAUCAUGGACCCGCCGUCUCGGGUGCCCACAAUACAAUUGUGUGUGCACGUGCUGGCAAGGAUUUGGUGUCUUCCGUUGUUAGCGGACUGCUGACCAUUGGCGAUCGCUUUGGUGGCGCUUUGGACGGCUCGGCCAGACAAUUCUCGGAAGCGUACGAUACCAACUUGCAUCCCAUGGAGUUUGUUAACAAAAUGCGCAAGGAGGGCAAACUUAUUUUAGGUAUUGGCCAUCGCGUCAAGUCCAUUAACAAUCCCGAUGUGCGUGUCAAGAUCAUAAAGGAGUUUGUCAUGGAAAACUUCCCACAAUGUCCGCUGCUCAAAUAUGCGCUCGAAGUGGAGAAGAUUACCACCAACAAGAAGCCCAACUUGAUUUUAAAUGUGGAUGGUGUUAUAGCCACAGCCUUUGUGGAUAUGCUGCGCAACUGCGGCUCAUUUACCAGUGAGGAGGCACAGGAGUACAUUAAUGUGGGUGCCAUCAAUUCGUUGUUUGUGCUGGGCCGCAGCAUAGGCUUCAUUGGCCACUAUAUGGAUCAGAAGCGACUCAAGCAGGGACUCUAUCGCCAUCCUUGGGAUGAUAUAUCCUAUGUUAUACCCGAGCAAUACAACUAAGGAGCUUUGUCCAUAAUAUAUUACAUACAUUGUUGGAUGUUGUUGUAGUUAAGCACAGAUGUUAAAUAUUGCUUAUGGCUAGCAUGGUAGCCAUGAGAGAUAAGGAGGAGGCGAGCAUGCCAACGUUUCCACAACAAACACACUCCAUUUAGCUGUCAGGCUUCUCUUAUCUCUAUACCCACACACAGUCUCUCUUUCUUUAUCUAUCUAUCUUAGUUAAAUACAUUACAUAUACAUAUGAUUACAGUUUUAUAACUAAGCCUGCAUUUAUAUUCACACUCUUAACUUAUGAGCGAAAAGUCUUUUUAAAUUGUAGUAGCUCUCGCUGUCUAUAGCUGGGUUUUUUUUUUGGACAAACAAUAUCGCAUUAUUAGUGAAAUCUUGAGCUCAAAAAACGGCAUACAUGUCAUAAAUUAAUUGAUAAUUUUUUAUUAUACUUUAGUUUGUCUUGCGAAUUUGGUCAGUCAACAAAGAAUAAAUUGUUGCAAAAUGAUUUUAUUUGUUUUUAAAUUUUUUUAUAAUUUAUUUUGAGUUAUCAGCGUGCUCGUAAAUACUUAAAUGGAAACUGCACUGAUUAGAAUUGCACCAGUUCCUGCACGCAAAUGCACUUGAAAAAAAAAAACAAAAAAAAUUGUAUACAAAUAUAUUUACAAAAGCACAAUAGCUGGUGAACUUUGCGUAGCAUACGGCUUAACAAUUAUAAAUUGUUCACUCAGCUAAAUUUUAAAUUAAAUCGCACAGCAGUACACAAAACAAAAAAAAAAGGAAACUGCAUUUUCUUUGCGUUGUUUUUUUUUAAUCUGACGAACAAAAUUACAAACACCUUUCUCCCAUGUUGCGGUCUUUGGACAGACCCCAAGGCUACAUAACUAAGCGUAAAAUCUCAUUUAAUAAUAAAUUGUUAAGUAGCCUCAA